AUGGGGUGCUGUAAAUCAAAGCACGGACAACUGUCUGUGGUGGACUACUGCUGUGAACAAGACACGAACGAGGCUGUGGUUGCUUUGGUGGACCCCGUAGUGGACGAGAGCACUGCCUUGUUGGAGUGGCGUGAAUACGAGAGCGGAUUACCUCAGGUAACGGAAGAAGAAGCGCUUUCUUCUCCUCCCGUCGGUAACCUGGCGCUGAUGGAUUUUGCCCAGAGGAUGGCCGAGGAGAUCAUGGCCAUGGCCAUGCAGCAGUGGAAAGAGCUGGACAGGCGGUUUGGGGACAUUCCUUACAUUGACACAGACUAG
This is a messenger RNA of Engraulis encrasicolus (European anchovy), 315 nucleotides long. Its product is annotated as small membrane A-kinase anchor protein-like. The record is from RefSeq and is a predicted model, not a curated record. Gene Ontology annotation, molecular function: protein kinase A regulatory subunit binding. Bases 1 to 315 code for a protein of 104 amino acids. Lineage: Eukaryota; Metazoa; Chordata; Actinopteri; Clupeiformes; Engraulidae. The transcript has a single exon.